AACGGUUCUCUCGUCGCCACGGUGACUGCCACCGACCUUGACGAGGGCACCAACAAGGAAAUCACCUAUUCUCUAACUCAAAACCCGGCAGCCAUUCUUCAGACCUUUCAGAUUGAUGCCCACACUGGAGAGAUUCGACUCCGUGGGCCCCUGGAUUUCGAAGCCAUUGAAACAUACGACAUUGACAUUCAGGCGACGGAUGGAGGAGGACUCUCUGCCCACAGCAAAGUCCUGGUGGAAGUAGUGGAUGUGAACGAUAACCCCCCGGAAGUGAUGGUCUCCUCGGUGUCCAGCCCCCUCCCUGAGGACUCCCAGCCCCAGACCGUCGUGGCCCUUUUCACUGUCCGAGACCGUGACGUGCGAGUGGGCGGGAAAAUCAGCUGCUUCCUCCGAGGAGAUCUCCCCUUUUCCGUCAAAGCGACAUUCAGAAAUUCCUACGCUCUGGUCACUGACAAAAGCUUGGACCGGGAGGAGGUUUCGGGCUAUAAUAUCACCCUUGUGGCCACGGAUACUGGACCACCGAAUCUGUCCACGGAGACUGUGAUCGAGGUGCUAAUAUCUGACAUCAAUGACAAUCCACCAGUGUUUCAGGAAGACUCCUACAUCUUGACGGUUCGGGAAAACAACAGCCCUGCGGUGUUUAUUGGCAAAGUACACGCUGAAGAUCUAGAUUUGGGUGAGAAUGCCCAAGUAACAUAUUCUCUGCUGCCUCCAAAAAGUGGCGAUCUGUCCGUCUUCGCUUACAUCUCCAUUAAUUCAGACAACGGGAAGCUUUAUGCACUGAGAACCAUGGACUAUGAGGCCAUCCAAGAUUUUCAAUUUGUAGUGAAGGCAAUUGACGGGGGCUUCCUGUCACUAAGUAGCCAAGUGACUGUCAGAGUGGUUGUUCUGGAUGACAAUGACAAUCGUCCAAUGAUUUUGUAUCCGCUGCAGAAUGGCACCUUGCCAUGCAAUGACCUAGUACCCAGAUCGGCAGAAGCAAGCUACCUAGUGACCAAGGUGGUAGCUGUAGAUGGUGACUCGGGUCAGAAUUCUUGGCUCUCAUACCAUCUACUUAAAGCUACUGACCUUGGAUUAUUCUCUGUUCAGCGGCAAAAUGGGGAAAUCCGUACGUUGCGGCAGAUAACUGAGCGAGACCCCAUGAUGCAGAAACUCACCAUUCUUGUUCAAGAUCAUGGCCAACCAUCUCUCUCCACUACCGCUUCCCUCAACAUCCUGCUGGUGGAUGGCUUUUCAGAGCCCUACUUGCAGUUCCGGGAUCCAUCUAAGCACCCUAAAAAAGUGAAUCCAUCCACCAAAUAUUUAGUCAUUUCUCUGGCUGUGCUUUCUUUUAUCUUUCUCUUCUCUGUUACAGUGAUCUUCAUUAUACAUAUCUAUCAGAAGAUUAAAUACAAAGAAAAGUUUACAGUUCAAGAGCAUUUCUAUGAUGACUGUAAUUUCCCUAACAACCUGGUACAUGUGAGAGGCAAUGGAUCCUUAUCUCAGCCUUGUUCUUAUGAAAUGUGCUCAGCCACUGGCACUGGUAACAGUGAGUUCCGGUUUCUGAAGCGCUUUAUGCCCAAUUUCCCCUUCCCACAGGGCAGUGGAGAAAUAAAAAGAGAAGCUGAUGCCAGUUUACCUCCAGAUUCUGAUAGGAACAGCUCUCGGGGCAUAGAAGGCCAUGCCCGGAUAGCUGAAGACUAUAUGUAGCCCAUACA
Echinops telfairi (small Madagascar hedgehog) is the source of this 1697-nucleotide messenger RNA. It is a transcript of the gene PCDHB1, whose product is annotated as protocadherin beta 1. Lineage: Eukaryota; Metazoa; Chordata; Mammalia; Afrosoricida; Tenrecidae. Gene Ontology annotation, molecular function: calcium ion binding. The record is from RefSeq and is a predicted model, not a curated record. Gene Ontology annotation, biological process: homophilic cell-cell adhesion. The annotation marks the transcript as partial. Gene Ontology annotation, cellular component: plasma membrane. The transcript has a single exon.